GGGAUAACCGUUUAACAUUCUCACAUGUUCAAAAAUGUUAUAGUUGUAUAAUCGAUCUUCCAUACUGUUUCGCGAUCACCUCCAUCCCGAACACAUUAUUGGAUGAGGUAGACUGCUGCCUAUAGAUCUAAAGCAACAACGAAGAAAACCGUUAAGCAUUUUGUAUUCUCACAAUCCGCCUACUUUAUACAAACCAUACAGUCUACUCGAACUCGAACGAAGCGCAUUCAUGCAGCUACAUUCCCUUCCAACUGCAAGAAGUUUCAGAACUAUGCUACAAAUGCACAUGCCAUAGUUUACGAAGCGUUUCCUACGAGUAGUUGCGACUGAAAUAGAUGGCAAGUGAUGGCGACUCUUGAUAGACCUUGCUGGAAGGGCGAGGUGUAGGGUGGAUCGAUGGAGGUGGUGGCGCCCUCGAGCGGCGCGGGCGGGCGUAUGCCGGCAGUGUGUGAGUCUGUGGGUCGCCGUCCGGCCGCGUCCGGCUCUGCCUGCACUGCACCAGCCGCUUCAGGUGGCGGUGGAGUUGGUAAUUAAAGUGACAAAACAAAAAUAUUAAUGCUCAUAAUAAUAGAAAAAAAUUAGUGUCACAAUAUCGUCACUAGUCGCUAUCAAGCGGUUAGUGGAGGAGGACACCUGUUUUCGCGGAGUUGCGUUAUAUGCGCCGACGCAGUGGGAUGUGAUUCACUACGACCGCACUGUAUAGCAAGCGUGCGUCGAGGUGCGAUAACCGACCUCCGCAGUCUUGCCAAGUUUUGCUCAACGGACUUCGGAGUGGCUCGCAGCUCUCAGAUAUACGCUUGUGCUGAAACAGGCAACAGCGCGAGACGUCACGACCGAUCUACAUACAACUAACGCACUGGCCGCAGUUAAAAGUUACAUAAAAAUAUUUGUGACACGUUGCGCUGUCAAGCAGCUGCCGUGGGUAAAUAAACAAAGUGUGCGCGUGUGAUUUGUCAUUGACCGAACCGGUGACCCUCAUUUAAAUUAGAAAAUCGAAUGUUCUAAAAGUUUUUUUUAACCGGAUCAAAAUGACAUCGCGAUCAAAAGAAAAAGUGGCGGCUGCAUUCCGGAAAUUGUUUCGGUCGCCGGAUAAACUGGAUAACGAAGGCGCCGGUCCGAGUGGCUCUCCAGCCAGGCGCGGCCUACUUCGGCGACACAGAGAUGGCGUAGGACCAGCGGAGGCGACCGCUAGCGUGCCGGCGAGUCCGGGAGCAUCCUCACUUGUAAAAAAGAAAGUACCGGGAGCCACCGAAGUACGUGAUCGGGCAGCUGCAGUGCGUACGAGACGUCUUAUGAAGGAACUGAAGGAAAUCAAACGGCUGCAGGAGAGCCGACCCGACCCUGUGUUUACGGUGGAGCUUGUCAACGACAAUCUUUUCGAGUGGCACGUGAGGCUGCACCAGAUCGAUCCAGAGAGUGAUCUUGCCACGGACCUACGAGAACUGCACAUUCCGAACAUCCUCUUACACUUAGUGUUCCCAGAGAAUUUUCCAUUUGCACCGCCGUUUAUGCGUGUCAUCGAACCGAGAAUAGAGAAAGGAUUCGUUAUGGAAGGUGGAGCGAUAUGCAUGGAGCUGCUGACGCCUCGCGGCUGGGCGUCCGCGUACACCGUGGAGGCGGUGGUGAUGCAGUUCGCGGCGUCGGUGGUGAAGGGGCAGGGCCGGGUGGCGCGGGCGCCGACUCGUCCCUCCUGCGAAUUCUCGCGGCGACGGGCCGAAGAAGCGUUCCGCUCCGUCGUAAAAACUCACGACAAAUACGGCUGGGUCACACCCGCGUUGUCUGAUGGCUGAACUGUACAGAUGGACAGAAUCAGCCGUAAUGCAAAAAGAUCUCCCUUAAUUAUUUCGAAGAUAAUUUUAAACUUAAUUAGUGCAAAUUUAAGUAACGCUCUGGUAUCGUAAGAGCAUUAUAUUUCGUUUUGAUUCAUUAAUUGAUGGUAAUGAUAUGCGAGCUUUGUAAUUAUUGCUCUGUGAUACAAAAUAAUAGGUUUACUACUUAUUUUUGUGCAUUCUAGAAUUCAUCUAUGUUGUAAAUGAACCUUUCUAGGAAUUGCAAACAAAAUGAAAUAUAUUUGAAAUGUAGAUAUGUGUAGAAAUUUAAAAGCGUCGUCCAUAUGUUUGACUAGAAGCUGAUGUGUGUAGUUAAUGUAAGUUACGUUCUCAAUCAGUAGUCAUUAAAAUGAACCAAUAUGAAUUAAAAACAUUAAUUGCUGAGUGCUUUUUGUCGACAUUAUUUUUUAAUCAUUUUCUAUGUGUACAGUAGUUUUGUAGGUAUGUGUCGUGAUUUGUGCCAAAAGUACCACCCCCAACCAAGUGUAGAAAAAAUAGGUUGCAUUUAAAUUAGAUUAUAUAAUUUUUUAUUCAAACAAUCACUGGUCGAAAACAAAAUAAAAAGAAAAUGUUUCCGUCCUUAAGUCACUUAAAAUAAUUUUCUAUAAAAUUGUAAUAAAAAAAAAAGUAUUAAAUUGAAUUUAAUUCUAAAGUAGAUUAUCAUCUUACAUUAUUUCACCUGAUACUUCAAAGUUAUGGUAUUUAUAAAGUAUCAAUUUAAAAGAAUUUGUAUGCUUGUUGUCUUCGAUCGUGAUCGAUGCUUGAUGUCGUAUUGUAGCAAAGUCAAAUUAUAAUAUACCUACUUGGAUUUUAAAAUUUUUAAUGUAUUUUUGAAGCUCAAAUUAUAGAGUACCUUACGUACUUUUAAUUUUAAUCUAAAGCCAGGCUUGGUUUAAUCUUAAUUAAUCGUAAAUGUGUAAUUUUAUAAUACAAUACCUAUAAACCAAAGAUAUUUUAUGUGAACCUCUUCAGUUUAACAUAUGGUAAAAUAAAAAUCAAUGUACAAUACACAUUUAUAGCUGUAUUAAAUUACCUGCUCAAA
Molecule: messenger RNA, 2871 nt
Organism: Bombyx mori (domestic silkworm)
Lineage: Eukaryota; Metazoa; Arthropoda; Insecta; Lepidoptera; Bombycidae
Product: ubiquitin-conjugating enzyme E2Q-like protein 1
Exons: 8
Coding region: 1029-1790 (253 amino acids)
Source: RefSeq, a predicted model, not a curated record